AUGGCACUGUUGCAGUGGAAAUUCGAAAUAUCUCGUCUGGUGGUACAGGAUUUCACCGAGAACGACAAGGGUACCUACACCUGUAGCAGAAAGGGCACUGUCGUGGGAGCACCUAAUCCAACACCUGGCAAGGUUGAUCUCAUCAUGCGUCCUAGACUGCUCGCCGAAUUUACCUCACUGUCACGCACUGAGACGGACGAGGUAGUGAUGAUGGGUCACCGAGUGAGUGUGCCCCUUGAAGAAGGUCUGGAGGGACGUCUUGUUUGUCGCACAAAUCCUACUUUCAACGGGCCCAUUCGAGUGACCUGGUUCUACCACGGACGCCAGUUGAUUGGGCCCGCUGCAUCGAUGUUGGAAGAGCUCGAUUUGUCCACCAUCUCGGAUCAGAAGGAGAGGAAGAAGAAGAGUCGACAAAGACAGUCAUACACCAAGGAAGAGGGACUGUCGAUGGAGGGGAGAGGAGGCGGCUCUUUGAAGAAGAUUCCAGAUGCGGUCUUCAGGCCGGCUGUGGUAGAUCCGGCUGAACUAGGCGUCUCGUUGGAAAAUAACUCACAGGUGAUCCCAUUAAAAACAUCUUUUCCCAAAACAUCUCUUUUUCAAGCAAGAAGCGCUAUCAUACCUUCAGAAAAUAAUGAGGUGUAG
Hydatigera taeniaeformis is the source of this 642-nucleotide messenger RNA. Lineage: Eukaryota; Metazoa; Platyhelminthes; Cestoda; Cyclophyllidea; Taeniidae. The record is from the annotation of a GenBank genome assembly.